AUUUCUGUUGUUAAAUCGUCAAUGCCAUGCUUGUUUGAAUCUGACGUGACUGUAUCCACGUAAAUGAUAUAGAUGUAUACCCGAGGUAAAAUCACAGCAUCAGUCUCAUUUGCGUGGAAGGAUCACAAAUCAUUUAUUCAGUUCCGAGGCCUUACACGGUUACGAGCUGCAGUUACAUUGUUAUAUGCUGCUAUAUCAGACCUCUUCCAUUCCAAGUCUUGCUAUCGUUUCCAAGUUACCUGAACGUCUCUAAAUACCACAGUCCUCUUGUUACGGCUCGAAGAAAUCAGUCAUGCUUCCCGACCCAGUUCAAGUACGGAUACCACGAGAUUACACCAACCUACCGGUCAAGGACAUCAAGGUGUCCCAUUAUCCUGAAAAUGCUAGUGAAGCUACACCGAUAAUAGUCAUCACACUCAACCGCCCCAAACAAGGCAAUGCAUUCACCUUUCAAAUGGUGCAGGACUUCGAGCUUGUCUACCCAAUGCUAGAUCUCGAUGAACGAGUCAAAGUCGUCGUUAUCACCGGGGCAGGGAAGAUGUUCUGUGCUGGAGCAGACCUUGAUAUCGGAUUUCCAAGUGAUGGUGCUAAUGAGAGAUUGACUGACAAGCGUGAUCCAGGCGGCCGCUUGAAUCUGUGCAUAUACCGCUGUCGCAAGCCAACAAUCAUGGCCAUGAAUGGUCCUGCUGUGGGUCUCGGCAUGACAAUGGGUCUUUCCGCGGCAAUAAGGAUCGCUCAUGCCUCAUCGAAGUACGGCUUUGUGUUUGCAAGGCGAGGCAUCACCAUGGAAUCGAACAGCUCAUUCUUCUUGCCCAGGCUCAUUGGGUACUCCAACGCCGUAUACCUUUUGACCACAGGUGACGUCUAUCGAGGAGACUCGAAGCAUUUUGGCGGCUUGUUUCAAGAGGUCAUUGAAAGACAAGAAGAUGUGCUUAAGAGAGGGUUGCAAUUGGCAACAAACAUUGCUGACAAGACAAGUAUCAUGGCCAGCUUUCUGAAUCGAGAAUUGAUGUGGAGAGGUAAAUCCACGGCUGAGGAAACACAUCUUCUUGACAGUGCCGUACUUUAUCAUAUGUUUGCGAACAGGGAUUGUCAAGAAGGUGUGAAGAGUUUCCUUGAGAAGCGUGAGCCAAGAUUCGCGGCUACCCUGGAAAGGGAUGGACCUCCGUUCUACCCGUGGUAUAGCGAGGUCGAUACUGGCUCUAGGCCGCGGAUUGAUCCUGCGAGCAAGCCCAAAUUGUGAGGGCAUUAGGGACAGACAAGGAGCGAGACGGCGCCAUGAUUUGUUCGAUGCUGACAACUGCGCGUUGAUCCCAUACUGUUGUUGCAGAUGGCAGCUCAUAAUUUCGCUCUUGAUUGUUGUUCUUGCCAUUUAGUUACAGCUUCUUGCUCUCGAUUCAUGGAUUGCUCUUGUCUUUUCUUCAUGAACUUGAAUGCC
This is a messenger RNA of Exophiala oligosperma, 1438 nucleotides long. RefSeq lists its product as uncharacterized. The transcript has 3 exons. The record is from RefSeq and is a predicted model, not a curated record. Lineage: Eukaryota; Fungi; Ascomycota; Eurotiomycetes; Chaetothyriales; Herpotrichiellaceae. The coding region runs from base 293 to 1243 and encodes 316 amino acids.